AUGAGGGGGUUUAGUUGUGGCGUAGUCUAUUUUUUAUUUCUGGGGACAUUCGCCCACUUUGCCAUCGAUAAUGAGCUCACGGGAGAACCUGAGGUCGAAUGUGAAGAAGGAAUGGUCUCCUUGACAUUCAAAACCAAAAAGCCGUUUACUGGCAGGGUGUAUGUACAAGGACAGGCUGAAGAUGAGAAAUGUUCACGAAAUUUUGCAAGGAAUGCGGACCAAUCUACGGUAUCCGUUAUGAUACAAAACGGAGACUGCACGAUGUCGCGGCAAAGGGUGUCGGGCUCCAUUGAGGUAAGGCCGAAGUAGAAAAGGUUUAUCCUCCAGGGCAUGAUGGUUUCACUGACCAUUGUUGUCUCAUUCCACGGGACAUUUGUGACCAAAGCCGACCGAGCUUACAGAUGCAUGUGUUUCUUCAAGAGCGUUAAGAGGCUCUCUAAUGUCAUCGAUAUUGAUUCAGUCCCGACUACUGAACUCAUGAACACAGUUCCCAGUCCAGAAUGUGAAUAUUCCAUUAGAUCUGGUUCUCCCGAUGGCCCUCCGAUGUCGUAAGUACCUACUAAGACGAACGGUAAUGCUGCCUUAUAUAGACUUGGACAUGUUGGUGAUAGAAUUUUCCACGUUUGGUCGUGUAACUCUCCGAUUCACAACUUUCUUGUUCACUCUUGCACAGUCGAUGAUGGAAGAGGUCUUCGGUUUGAUUUGGUAUGGCAGAGAUGGUUAUUUAAUUUAAAUUCAGCUUGACAUUGAUGGUUGUGCGAUCGAUCCAAUCAUCCAGCCAGAUGUUGUGUACGACUUGAACGGGAAACGAGCUAGUGUUGAGACUUUCGGCUACAAGUUUAGUGACACAGCCGUCCUCAACUACCAAUGUGUCAUUGAAUUAUGUAAAAUCAGUUCAGGGGAAUGUCGAGGGCUAACUCCACCGUCUUGUGGCCGCGUAAAGAAACGCCAUAUCUUCAAGAGACAUGUGGACAACAACAUGAGUGUUCUUCAGAGUCUGACAAUGACCAAUGGGGCUGAUGAUAUCUUGCCGGCUUCACCAACAUCUGCAACUAAAGAAAACUCUGUCGAGUUAAUGCAACCUGGGAAGGAUGGGCGGGCCAAUUGUUUGGAGUCCCUGCUUUUUGCGUUUGUCUUAACUAUUCUAGCUGCCGUCUCGUUUGCCCUGGGGGUAAUUGUUCUCAUGUUGAGAUGGUAGGUUUAAUUUUUUUCUUUGAAGUAAUCCUUAUGAUUUUAAGGCGAAAUAACGCAGAAGCAGUCAAUUUCUAA
This is a messenger RNA of Bursaphelenchus xylophilus (pine wood nematode), 1269 nucleotides long. NCBI's taxonomy places the organism in Eukaryota, Metazoa, Nematoda, Chromadorea, Rhabditida, Aphelenchoididae. The record is from the annotation of a GenBank genome assembly.